Messenger RNA from Penicillium atrosanguineum, 2226 nucleotides. RefSeq names its product grainyhead-like protein. The record is from RefSeq and is a predicted model, not a curated record. The coding region runs from base 1 to 2226 and encodes 741 amino acids. Gene Ontology annotation, biological process: regulation of transcription by RNA polymerase II. Gene Ontology annotation, cellular component: nucleus. Gene Ontology annotation, molecular function: DNA-binding transcription activator activity, RNA polymerase II-specific; RNA polymerase II cis-regulatory region sequence-specific DNA binding. The transcript has a single exon. NCBI's taxonomy places the organism in Eukaryota, Fungi, Ascomycota, Eurotiomycetes, Eurotiales, Aspergillaceae.
AUGUUUAGAAACCGGUACGUUCACGAUGCACCUAGUAGCCCGACGAAGCAGAAGCCAACCUUAUACGUUUACUAUAGCAACAACGCUCAGAAGCCCGAUGAGGAGUUCAUCGGCCGCUUCCGACAAACAUUUUCUGAUAUAGUCCUCCGACGAGACAGCGAGGGUAGCCCAAAUGGCGCCUUCAUGAUGGAUGGUGGAAGGCCGACCGACAUGAAAAUCGAGGAGUCCGACUUGAAACAUCCAAAUGAUCAGACCCCACGGAAUUUGCAGGAGCUCAAUUUCACCUCCUCGUGGAUUGACCCCAGUGGCAUGCCCAUGAUGCCUCUCGCUAGCCAGUACCCGGGCUUCUAUACCCCCAACUCUGGCGGCAUGGGCGCAAUCUUCCAUAAUCAGGCGGGCGAUUUGCACACUCCUACCGUCGGUAUGAACAUGAUUACACCACUUUCGCUUUCGAACCCAAUGUCUGUCCAGCAGAGCCAAGGUCAAGGUCUCGAUCAAUUUAACCAGCAAUACCUUGGGCAGCAUGUGCCUGAGAUGAACCCCUACGUCCAGCCAGCAUCAUACGCACCCAGCGCGUUCAUACACAGCCGCGAGUCUGGAUACGAUGCUAUGGAUGAAUCUGGGGAUAAUUCUUCAAUGAAUGAGUUCCCUGUCGAUCAUGCUUCAACUAUCUCCACCUCGACCGACUUUUCGGGUGCCUCUGGAAUGCCAUACUCCCACGGCGAAAAGUUUCGUUAUAAUGUUGCUUUACGAGCACCAACCGCAAUGGUCAAGCAUAAGAGAGAAAUCCCAGUGACUUAUCUCAAUAAGGGCCAGGCAUAUAACCUCACUGUCAUGGACACAGGCCCGCCAAUCGUGAGCAACGAGCCAAUAAGAUAUCGAACCUUUGUCCGAGUUUCCUUCGAAGAAGACGAGCAAAGGCUUAAGCCUGCUUCUUGCUGGCAAUUAUGGAAGGAGGGCCGUGGCACGAACGAGGCGCACCAGCGCGGAGGCAAGCUCCAGGCUGUCGAAUACGUGGACCCAAUUCAAGGAGGCGAUGACCACAAGUCUCGCCAGAUCCGGGUGGAGAGCAUGUCUUUCGAUGGGUUCUGCGUUACUUGGACUGCGAACCCGGUUACGGGCGCUGCUGAUUGUGCUAUCCCGGUGCGAUUCAACUUCCUUUCUACCGAUUUUAGUCACUCGAAGGGUGUCAAGGGUAUUCCGGUGCGACUUUGUGCUAAAACUGAGCUUGUUUCACCGGGUGAAGACAGCGGUGUUUCGCGCGAUGCCGAGGUGGCUUACUGCCGAGUCAAGCUCUUCCGAGACCAUGGUGCCGAGCGAAAGCUGUCCAACGAUGUCGCCCACGUCAAAAAGACGAUCGAGAAGUUGAAGCAGCAAAUCGCACAGGCAGAGAUGGGGGGUGGCUUUGGCAAGCGCAAGCGUGGCAGCCAGGCCUCGACCAUUUCGAAGGGCUCUGACCGGAGUAUGAAGCCUACGAAGCACAAGCGCACAUGGUCGAUCGGUUCGCAGGACCAGCCGGAGAAGCUGUCUUUGGAGGAUGAUUUGCAGUCGAAGCUGUCUAUGAUGCAAGACAUGUUCUCGUCAACGAGGGUUGUGAGCAUCCUCGCUUUGCGCGGUGACGAGGAAGAUGAUCCCGAUCUGUACCCGGUUCGGUUGCCCGCUGAAAGCGACGUUGUGAAGAUGGAGCCUCUCAAUCGCCAGAAUAACGGUGCUUCUCAAUCCAUGGAAUCUUUGAUCCUUUCGCCAACCAGCAGCAAUUUCUCAGUGAAUUCACCACGAUUCAACGCGGGGCAAUUGCCUGGGAAGGACGUAAAGGGUCCAACUGUUAUCCAGCGUAGCUCCGAUGAUCCCAGGACCGGAUACAUCGAAGCUAUCGAUAUUGAUCCUACGUACCGACCCCCAGCGGACCGACCUCCCAAGCCGAUUGCCUGCUUCUACAUACGAUUCGGCGGUUCCGAGCAAAGUUACGACUAUUAUCGCGCCAUCUACCUGACGGAACGAACCGUCCGCGACCUAAUGAAGAAGAUUUCCGAGAAGCAUCACAUCGACCCAUCAAGAAUCGUCCGCGUAUUACACGUCAACAAACACGGAAUGCGGAUAAUGGUCGACGACGACGUCGUCCGCGAGCUCCCAGAAGGCCAGGACAUGGUUGCCGACAUUUGCGAAGCCGAUACCAGCACCAACGGCAUCCACAGUCCCUCGAUGGAAAUUAAAUUAACUUAUUAA